Vollenhovia emeryi is the source of this 576-nucleotide messenger RNA. RefSeq lists its product as uncharacterized. NCBI's taxonomy places the organism in Eukaryota, Metazoa, Arthropoda, Insecta, Hymenoptera, Formicidae. Gene Ontology annotation, molecular function: DNA binding. Bases 5 to 418 code for a protein of 137 amino acids. The record is from RefSeq and is a predicted model, not a curated record. The transcript is spliced from 3 exons.
CCAGAUGAAGUUUCUUGACGUUGUAGGGAAAUCAUCGACUAUCUCCAGCUUGCCUGAUAAAAUGAAUAUUGAUGAUAUAGAAUCAGCAAUUGAGGAACCUCUACAGGUUACGCAACCUUUUGAGGCAUGGAACACUUCUAGUACAAGUGAACAAUCAGUAAGUGAAGCUUCCCUAUCGCCGAGUCAGCAGCAACCGAAACCAAAAAAAUCAAGAAACUGUAACAAUAUCUCAGAUGUAAAAGAGGCUAUUUUAUCAGCCCUGGAAGACGGGUCUAGGAAUAAGCCAGAUGCGGUCGAUGGAUUUUUUCUUCAAAUAGGAGAUAGAGUACGAGUCCUUCCAGCACGUGAGAGGGGUCUGUUUGAAAUGAAAGUCCAAUCGCUACUAUUUGAGUUUGAACAAGAAUUAUCUCUUCUUUAAAGUCCUCUUUUUUUUUCAAGAAAAUCUUUUUUAUUUACUAUUAUGUAGUGUUUAUAAAAAUAAAACGCAAUUUUUUUUGUUAUGUAUAAGGUACAUAUAAGAUACAUGUAAGGUACAUACAUAUAAAGAAAAUAUAAUAUCAAGUAACACAUCAAAAA